AUGUUGCAUUUUGACUCAAAGGAAGAUGCAAAUGUUCAUAAUGAGCUGGCAGAACAAGGGGAAUUACAGGAAUCAUGCCGCAGGUUGCGAGAAGAAUAUACUCAAACAAAAAGAUAUCUACAUGAUUUGAAGGAAAAGGUUCCAAUGGUUCACGUGAUUAUCAGCUUUCAAAAACAACUGGGAAUUGACAGAUCUAAUUCAACUUCCCUGGACGAACCAAUACAACAGCUUGGCAGGAUCCUAUCAGAGAUUAGAAGAGUAGAAGCUUCCAUGAUUGAUAUUGAGGCAGGCAAAAAUGCCCACAUUCUUGUAGAUAAGCCACAUCAAUGA
This is a messenger RNA of Melampsora larici-populina 98AG31, 330 nucleotides long. RefSeq lists its product as uncharacterized. The record is from RefSeq and is a predicted model, not a curated record. The transcript is spliced from 3 exons. The coding region runs from base 1 to 330 and encodes 109 amino acids. NCBI's taxonomy places the organism in Eukaryota, Fungi, Basidiomycota, Pucciniomycetes, Pucciniales, Melampsoraceae.